AUGCGCGAGCUCUAUUCAGUUGACAGGGAGGGCAAUAAAGUACUUCUGGUACCGACAGGGAACAAGGUGUCGAGGGUACCAAUCCACCCAACCCCCGAGUCCCUCUACGUCUCCCAUCGUGCCCUCUUCCCCCUCCCGACCAGCUCCACUCCAGGCCUAAACCGCGCCUUUCUUUCUCAACUCCGUGCUCUUCUUCGCAUCAUACUCCCCAAGCCGUUAUGCAAGGAAUCAUUUAUGCUCGCACUUCAUAGCGCAUUCCUGGUGCUUAGGACAGUGCUCAGCGUGGCUGUCGCUAGGUUGGACGGCAGACUCGUGCGAGAUCUGGUCAGUGCGGACUGGAAGGGAUUCCUCAAGGGACUCGGACUAUGGUUCUUGCUCGCUAUCCCAUCAACCUACACUAAUGCCAUGCUCCGAUAUCUCCAAUCCAAACUGUCCCUCGCCUUCCGCACACGACUUACACGAUACACCCAUGACCUGUAUCUCUCCCCGAACCUGGAGUACUACAGGCUGAUAGACAGUGGAUACCUCAACGGUGGCGCAGAUCAGUAUAUCACCAACGAUGUUCAGCGGUUUUGCGAUGCCCUGUCCGCACUCUAUGGAAACCUACUAAAACCAACCCUGGAUAUGAUCAUCUUUACCACCCAGCUUGCACAUUCCCUCGGGGGACUUGGCACCGUCGGCCUAUUCGCUAACUACUUCUUCACUGGAUACGUCCUUCGCCGAGUGACUCCAGCGUUCGGCAAGCUUGCAGCUGUGGAGGCGAGACUUGAGGGAGAGUAUAGGGCGGGGGUGGGUAGGAUUGGUAGAGAGAGCGAGGAGAUCGCCUUCUACGGUGGUGGUUUAAGGGAGAAGAGCAUUCUCGCAAGGGCAUACCAGCGAUUGAUCUCCCACGUGAAUUCGAUUUACAAGAUCCGCAUUGCCUAUGAGUGGACAGAGGACUAUAUCAUCAAGUAUCUCUGGAGCGCAACGGGCUAUAUGCUCAUGUCCAUCCCGGUCUUCUUGAUCCCGACACGAUCCGUUGGUGUUCAGGCCGGUGAACUGGGUGGAAAGGUGUGGGAUCAGGUUUCCGGGAGGACAGAAUCAUAUAUCAGCAAUCGUCGUCUCCUGCUCUCUUUAGCCGAUGCGGGCGGGCGCCUGAUGUACUCCAACAAAGACCUUGCUGAGCUUGCUGGCUAUACCUCGCGCGUCUAUACCCUCCUCUCGACCCUGCAUCACUUGGACGCAACGCCGGUCUCCCUCACCUCCCAUCUCACGUCCAAUCCCGAUCGGAUUGCCCUGACCGAAGUGAACGUCGCUGCGCCCGGUCAGCUCUUGGUCAGAGAUCUCAACCUCGUCGUUGAGCGAGGAGAGCACACCUGCAUCGUUGGCGCUAACGGGGUGGGGAAGACAGCGAUCGCGCGUGUUGUUGCUGGUCUGUGGGAGGCUGAAGAGGGGGAAGUCGAACGUCCCCUAGAGAGGGAGGACGUCAUGGUCGUCCCCCAACGGGCGUACCUAACAGCAGGAAGCCUAAGGGACCAGGUCAUCUAUCCCUUUGCGUACCCGCAGCAUAUAUCUACUGGAGGGACGGAUGCACAGCUGCAGGAUAUAUUGAAAGAGGCACAUUUGGAGUACCUGCUUGACAGGGAGGGUGGAUGGGACACGGUGAAGGAGUGGAAGGAUGUGUUGAGUGGAGGGGAGAAGCAGAGAAUGGGCAUGGCUAGGCUUUUCUAUCACAAGCCGUCGUUCGCUAUUCUCGAUGAGUGCACAUCGGCUGUGUCGACCGACGUCGAAUCCCAUCUGUACAAUCACGCUAAAUCCCUCGGCAUCACCAUCCUCACCAUCUCCACCCGUCCCGCGCUGAUCAAGUACCACACGCGCCUGCUGAAGAUCCUGGGCGACGGGCGGGGUGGAUGGGAGUUGACCAAAGUCGGUACGGAAGAAGAGCGCAUGGAGGUGGAUAGGGAGAUUGGAGAACUGGAACGGAGGUUGGGCGAGGUGGGGGGAUGGGAGGGCAGGCUUGGGGUGAUUAAGGGCGAGUUGGGCGUGUAGUGCUUCG
This is a messenger RNA of Dacryopinax primogenitus, 2035 nucleotides long. RefSeq lists its product as uncharacterized. The record is from RefSeq and is a predicted model, not a curated record. Bases 1 to 2028 code for a protein of 675 amino acids. Gene Ontology annotation, cellular component: peroxisomal membrane. Gene Ontology annotation, molecular function: long-chain fatty acid transmembrane transporter activity; ATP binding; ATP hydrolysis activity. Gene Ontology annotation, biological process: peroxisome organization; very long-chain fatty acid catabolic process; fatty acid beta-oxidation. NCBI's taxonomy places the organism in Eukaryota, Fungi, Basidiomycota, Dacrymycetes, Dacrymycetales, Dacrymycetaceae. The transcript has 7 exons.